AUUCAAUAAUGUCAGAAUAUUUUAGGAAAUACAUUAAAAAAGAGAAUUAUGGAAAUCAUUAGUAAUUUUAAUAUAUCUAAUUAUUAGUACUAAUAUCAAAUAUAAAACAUCUUUUAGAAAUUGUAUUUUAGAAGUAUAAUUGCAUGAAUAAUGAAAGGCAUUUAAGAGGAGAAAUUGGAAAGAAACUGAUGGUGACGAUUGGGAUGUUAUGUGGGCUGAGAAGGAAUGGAUUCAUGAAGUAAUGGAUCAUAUUCACUUAUAACCUCAUUAAAAAAUUAAUCAUUUUCGCAAUCAUUAUGAGGUAAUCAUGUCCAAUUUCAUUUAGUUAACUCGCAAAGAUCUUAUGAUAAAGAAUUUAAAGAAAUAAAGGAGAGCCUUAGAAAAAGAAGGUAAAAUUGAUGAAGCCAAUGCGUAAUUAAAGUAAUUUAACGAUUUAGUUAUAAUUUUUUUCCACUUACUUACCAUUUACCUAGUGAAUAUCCCAUCUUUAAUGAGGAAUUCAAAAAGCAAGGCGAUAACAAAACGGCAUGGAUUAUGAAACCAGUAAAAUAUUGAUCUAAUUACCUUCUUUAGAUAGGCAAAUCUUAGGGAAGAGGCAUAUUCUUAUUUAAUAAAAUAUCAUAGAUUUCCUAGUGGAAGAAUCAAGUGAAGUUUAAUCCUGAGAAUCCCUCUGCAGAAUCCUAUAUAGUUUAAAGAUAUAUAGCUGAUCCCCUAUUGAUUGGAGGCAAGAAGUUUGAUACUAGAAUCUACUUGCUGUGUACAUCCUAUCAACCUUUAACUUUAUACCUAUAUCGUACAGGGUUUGCUCGUUUCACUCAUCACAGAUAUGAUAAUGAAGACAUCACAAAUGCUUGUAUACUUAUUACAUGAAGAUUUAGAUGUCCAUUUAACAAACGUGGCCAUCCAGAAGAAUUCAGAAAAUUACGAUGAAAAACUAGGAGGCAAAUGGGAUUUAUAAAAAUUGAAGCUAUACCUGAUGACAAAGUAUGGGUAGGAUAAGGUUUAAGAAUGUUUUUAUAAUGUUCAAUAACUGAUGAUUAAAUCUUUAUUAGCAGUCCAAAAAAUCAUCAUAAACGAUAAACAUUGUUUUGAACUCUAUGGGUUUGAUAUCUUAUUUGAUUCUUAAUUAAAGCCUUGGCUUUUGGAAGUGAAUGCAAGGUAUAAAACAAGUAAAUUAACAAAAGUCCUUCUAUGACAUCUAAUACUCCUAUUGAUUUUGAAUUAAAAUGCGGAUUAUUGGAUGAUGUUUUUACAAUUAUUGAUCUUGAAAAGAUAUUGACUGGAAAUGAGGAACAAAUAGGAGGUUUCGAUUUGAUUUAUAAAGGAGGGCCUAUAAAAAAUAGUUAUGUUGUCUCUUCAAUAUCAUUUCUUGGUACUUUUAAUAACAGAAAACUACAAUUAAAGAAACUAGCCAAGGCAUGUGGUAAGCAAUUGUGAAUAUUAAAUAAGCAUUGAAAAUGGCACAUGGGAGUGAAUAGCAAUAGCUAAAAAGUUCUGAAGUAAUGAAAAAGGAUAAGGAAGAGAAAGAGAAAGAAAAGCAAAUGAGGAGUUCAUCGAAAAGUUCAUAGAUUGCAUAAGUAGUAUUUUGAAUUGAUAAAAGAACUCAAAUAAUCCAAACAAGGUUGUUAUACAGUAGAAAGUAGUAACGAACAUCAAAAGAAACUCUACAGAUCUGCCAAUCUUAAUGAAUAAAUAAAAUGGCAUAAGGAAGUUGGCAUUACAAAACAGUCAAUAAAAACAGAAAAUACAACUAUCACAAUAGAAAGGGGAGUAUCAGAUUUGUAAUUAGAAUAAAGUGUAUGAAAUUUAGCGAUUAAUUUAGAACAUCUUAAUUAAAUAAUUCUUCCUUCAGUCCGAAUAUUAAAAUGGAGAGUACUUAAAAUCAUCAGAACAAUUAGUUACCAAAAGAUAGUUUUAGAACAUUACCAAAAAUAGUAAAAGACGAAUCUUACAUUUCAGAUGUUUGAAUUAGAAAUUGUAAUCAUA
Molecule: messenger RNA, 1986 nt
Organism: Paramecium octaurelia
Lineage: Eukaryota; Ciliophora; Oligohymenophorea; Peniculida; Parameciidae
Source: the annotation of a GenBank genome assembly